Molecule: messenger RNA, 486 nt
Organism: Lasiosphaeria miniovina
Lineage: Eukaryota; Fungi; Ascomycota; Sordariomycetes; Sordariales; Lasiosphaeriaceae
Product: cytochrome b5-like heme/steroid binding domain-containing protein
Exons: 2
Molecular function (GO): heme binding; cytochrome-b5 reductase activity, acting on NAD(P)H
Source: RefSeq, a predicted model, not a curated record
CCCCCUGCGCCUGGUCUCAUGGCGCCGCCACCACGGCCGCCGACCCUUCGCUCGCAGCCUCAACCGCCGGCCGGGUCACCAUUUCUCUCCCCCGCACCCGGCCGCCUCCUUCCCCCAAGCAAGCAAGUCGUCCUUCAACCGGGCCACUCGCCGCUUGACUGGGCGCGGAUCACGGGGCCUGGAGCAAACCUGCGGGGCCUGCCCAAUAACUGCCCAUAUCUCCGGGUGACGCCCAGUAUGCUCCGGCGGCAGACCGGACGCAAGGGCACCGAUGCCUGGACGGUGCUAGGGGGCCGGGUCUACAAUAUCAGCCCGUACGUGCCCUUCCAUCCAGGCGGGGGGCCUGAACUACUUCGGGGGGCUGGCAAGGACGGGACUCAGCUCUUUGGUGAGAUUCACCCUUGGGUCAACUACGAGGGCAUGCUCUCUGCUUGCCUUAUUGGCCUAUAUGUGCCCGAAGAACCGCCAAAGGACGACGAGGGCGAC